AUGAUCGAUCAAACUGCCAGCCUCCAGGUGGCCCAUAGCGUGCACAUGUGCUCGGUCCCUCUGCAGUCAUCUGCCUUUCUCCAUGAUUCUACCAGCCUUCUCUCUCUUGCUACAAGUCCAUCCUCCCAUCCACAACACCCCGUAUGCCAUCUCCAUUUCUCUUCCUACCCCACCAUCCUCCGACCCUCUCACUCUCCCUCCACCCUCCUGUUGCCACACCCACACUCCCACGUCCCCACCACCACCACCACCACCACCACCACCACCACCACCACCACCACCACCAUCACGCAUGGCAGGACGGUGUCUCAUAAUCGACUGGAAGGCAAUGUUCCCAAGACCAUCUCCUCCCUCACCAACCUCCAGAAGCUGUCAGUCACAUGCACGCAUGGAUGCACGGAUGCAGUGUGCGUCUGUCCCUCUCGCCCUGCCCCUCUCGCCCUGCCCCUCUCGCCCUGCCCCUCUCGCCCUGCCCCUCUCGCCCUGCCCCUCUCGCCCUGCCCCUCUCGCCCUGCCCCUCUCGCCCUGCCCCUCUCGCCCGGCCCCUCUCGCCCUGCCCCUCUCGCCCUGUCCCUCUCGCCCUGCCCCUCUCGCCCUGCCCCUCUCGCCCUGCCCCUCUCGCCCUGCCCCUCUCGCCCUGCCCCUCUCGCCCUGCCCCUCUCGCCCGGCCCCUCUCGCCCUGCCCCUCUCGCCCUGCCCCUCUCGCCCUGCCCCUCUCGCCCUGCCCCUCUCGCCCUGCCCCUCUCGCCCUGCCCCUCUCGCCCUGCCCCUCUCGCCCUGCCCCUCUCGCCCUGUCCCUCUCGCCCUGCCCCUCUCGCCCUGCCCCUCUCGCCCUGCCCCUCUCGCCCUGCCCCUCUCGCCCGGCCCCUCUCGCCCUGCCCCUCUCGCCCUGUCCCCUCUCGCCCUGCCCCUCUCGCCCUGCCCCUCUCGCCCUGCCCCUCUCGCCCUGCCCCUCUCGCCCUGCCCCUCUCGCCCUGCCCCUCUCGCCCUGCCCCUCUCGCCCUGCCCCUCUCGCCCUGCCCCUCUCGCCCUGCCCCUCUCGCCCUGCCCCUCUCGCCCUGCCCCUCUCGCCCUGCCCCUCUCGCCCUGCCCCUCUCGCCCUGCCCCUCUCGCCCUGCCCCUCUCGCCCUGCCCCUCUCGCCCUGCCCCUCUCGCCCUGCCCCUCUCGCCCUGCCCCUCUCGCCCUGCCCCUCUCGCCCUGCCCCUCUCGCCCUGCCCCUCUCGCCCUGCCCCUCUCGCCCUGCCCCUCUCGCCCUGCCCCUCUCGCCCUGCCCCUCUCGCCCUGCCCCUCUCGCCCUGCCCCUCUCGCCCUGCCCCUCUCGCCCUGCCCCUCUCGCCCUGCCCCUCUCGCCCUGCCCCUCUCGCCCUGCCCCUCUCGCCCUGCCCCUCUCGCCCUGCCCCUCUCGCCCUGCCCCUCUCGCCCUGUCCCUCUCGCCCUGCCCCUCUCGCCCUGCCCCUCUCGCCCUGCCCCUCUCGCCCUGCCCCUCUCGCCCUGCCCCUCUCGCCCUGUCCCUCUCGCCCUGCCCCUCUCGCCCUGCCCCUCUCGCCCUGCCCUCUCGCCCUGCCCCUCUCGCCCUGCCCCUCUCGCCCUGCCCCUCUCGCCCUGCCCCUCUCGCCCUGCCCCUCUCGCCCUGCCCCUCUCGCCCUGCCCCUCUCGCCCUGCCCCUCUCGCCCUGCCCUCUCGCCCUGCCCCUCUCGCCCUGCCCCUCUCGCCCUGCCCCUCUCGCCCUGCCCCUCUCGCCCUGCCCCUCUCGCCCUGCCCCUCUCGCCCUGCCCCUCUCGCCCUGCCCCUCUCGCCCUGCCCCUCUCGCCCUGCCCCUCUCGCCCUGCCCCUCUCGCCCUGCCCCUCUCGCCCUGCCCCUCUCGCCCUGCCCCUCUCGCCCUGCCCCUCUCGCCCUGCCCCUCUCGCCCUGCCCCUCUCGCCCUGCCCCUCUCGCCCUGUCCCUCUCGCCCUGCCCCUCUCGCCCUGCCCCUCUCGCCCUGUCCCUCUCGCCCUGCCCCUCUCGCCCUGCCCCUCUCGCCCUGCCCCUCUCGCCCUGUCCCUCUCGCCCUGCCCCUCUCGCCCUGCCCCUCUCGCCCUGCCCCUCUCGCCCUGCCCCUCUCGCCCUGCCCCUCUCGCCCUGCCCCUCUCGCCCUGCCCCUCUCGCCCUGCCCCUCUCGCCCGCCCUGCCCCUCUCGCCCUGCCCCUCUCGCCCUGCCCCUCUCGCCCUGCCCCUCUCGCCCUGCCCCUCUCGCCCUGCCCCUCUCGCCCUGCCCCUCUCGCCCUGCCCCUCUCGCCCUGCCCCUCUCGCCCUGCCCCUCUCGCCCUGCCCCUCUCGCCCUGCCCCUCUCGCCCUGCCCCUCUCGCCCUGCCCCUCUCGCCCUGCCCCUCUCGCCCUGCCCCUCUCGCCCUGUCCCUCUCGCCCUGCCCCUCUCGCCCUGCCCCUCUCGCCCUGUCCCUCUCGCCCUGCCCCUCUCGCCCUGCCCCUCUCGCCCUGCCCCUCUCGCCCUGCCCCUCUCGCCCUGCCCCUCUCGCCCUGCCCCUCUCGCCCUGCCCCUCUCGCCCUGCCCUCUCGCCUGCCCUCUCGCCCUGCCCCUCUCGCCCUGCCCCUCUCGCCCUGCCCCUCUCGCCCUGCCCCUCUCGCCCUGCCCCUCUCGCCCGCCCUGCCCCUCUCGCCCUGCCCCUCUCGCCCUGCCCCUCUCGCCCUGCCCCUCUCGCCCUGCCCCUCUCGCCCUGCCCCUCUCGCCCUGCCCCUCUCGCCCUGCCCCUCUCGCCCUGCCCCUCUCGCCCUGCCCCUCUCGCCCUGCCCCUCUCGCCCUGCCCCUCUCGCCCUGCCCCUCUCGCCCUGCCCCUCUCGCCCUGCCCCUCUCGCCCUGCCCCUCUCGCCCUGCCCCUCUCGCCCUGCCCCUCUCGCCCUGCCCCUCUCGCCCUGCCCCUCUCGCCCUGCCCCUCUCGCCCUGCCCCUCUCGCCCUGCCCCUCUCGCCCUGCCCCUCUCGCCCUGCCCCUCUCGCCCUGCCCCUCUCGCCCUGCCCCUCUCGCCCUGCCCCUCUCGCCCUGUCCCCUCUCGCCCUGCCCCUCUCGCCCUGCCCCUCUCGCCCUGUCCCUCUCGCCCUGCCCCUCUCGCCCUGCCCCUCUCGCCCUGCCCCUCUCGCCCUGUCCCUCUCGCCCUGCCCCUCUCGCCCUGCCCCUCUCGCCCUGCCCCUCUCGCCCUGCCCCUCUCGCCCUGCCCCUCUCGCCCUGCCCCUCUCGCCCUGCCCCUCUCGCCCUGCCCCUCUCGCCCGCCCUGCCCCUCUCGCCCUGCCCCUCUCGCCCUGCCCCUCUCGCCCUGCCCCUCUCGCCCUGCCCCUCUCGCCCUGCCCCUCUCGCCCUGCCCCUCUCGCCCUGCCCCUCUCGCCCUGCCCCUCUCGCCCUGCCCCUCUCGCCCUGCCCCUCUCGCCCUGCCCCUCUCGCCCUGCCCCUCUCGCCCUGCCCCUCUCGCCCUGCCCCUCUCGCCCUGUCCCUCUCGCCCUGCCCCUCUCGCCCUGCCCCUCUCGCCCUGCCCCUCUCGCCCUGCCCCUCUCGCCCUGCCCCUCUCGCCCUGUCCCUCUCGCCCUGCCCCUCUCGCCCUGCCCCUCUCGCCCUGCCCCUCUCGCCCUGCCCCUCUCGCCCUGCCCCUCUCGCCCUGCCCCUCUCGCCCUGCCCCUCUCGCCCUGCCCCUCUCGCCCUGCCCCUCUCGCCCUGCCCCUCUCGCCCUGCCCCUCUCGCCCUGCCCCUCUCGCCCGCCCUGCCCCUCUCGCCCUGCCCCUCUCGCCCUGCCCCUCUCGCCCUGCCCCUCUCGCCCUGCCCCUCUCGCCCUGCCCCUCUCGCCCUGCCCCUCUCGCCCUGCCCCUCUCGCCCUGCCCCUCUCGCCCUGCCCCUCUCGCCCUGCCCCUCUCGCCCUGCCCCUCUCGCCCUGCCCCUCUCGCCCUGCCCCUCUCGCCCUGCCCCUCUCGCCCUGCCCCUCUCGCCCUGUCCCUCUCGCCCUGCCCCUCUCGCCCUGCCCCUCUCGCCCUGCCCCUCUCGCCCUGCCCCUCUCGCCCUGCCCCUCUCGCCCUGCCCCUCUCGCCCUGCCCUCUCGCCCUGCCCCUCUCGCCCUGCCCCUCUCGCCCUGCCCCUCUCGCCCUGCCCCUCUCGCCCUGCCCCUCUCGCCCUGCCCCUCUCGCCCUGCCCCUCUCGCCCUGCCCCUCUCGCCCUGCCCCUCUCGCCCUGCCCCUCUCGCCCUGCCCCUCUCGCCCUGCCCCUCUCGCCCUGCCCCUCUCGCCCUGCCCCUCUCGCCCUGUCCCUCUCGCCCUGCCCCUCUCGCCCUGCCCCUCUCGCCCUGCCCCUCUCGCCCUGCCCCUCUCGCCCUGCCCCUCUCGCCCUGCCCCUCUCGCCCUGCCCCUCUCGCCCUGCCCCUCUCGCCCUGCCCCUCUCGCCCUGCCCCUCUCGCCCUGCCCCUCUCGCCCUGCCCCUCUCGCCCUGCCCCUCUCGCCCUGCCCCUCUCGCCCUGCCCCUCUCGCCCUGUCGCUCCCUCCAUGAAUCUCUUCCCUUUCUUCUCUGCGUCUGUCCCACACUUAUCGUUCUCAGCGCCUCCCUGCGUGUGUGUACCCACAAGCACCCACAUGGACCCACAGUAUCCCACUACUUUCCUUCUGGGAAUACUCACAGCGCUCCCCCACGCACCCAUGAGCAUCUGCGUCCCUGUUUCCUUUCUGCAACCCCCGUUUCUACCCGUCUCUCUGCCAUCCGGCCUGCGCUCUUUAUCCCGUGUGUCUCCUCCCGACCCAGCAGGAGUAUGUUCAACAACUCGUUCUCGGGUGACAUCCCUCCUGCCAUCUAUGGACUCAAGGCGCUCAACUUGCUGGAGCUAGGGCGCAACUACUUCACGGGGUCCUUCCCCUCGCAGUUCGGUGACCUGGUUAACCUCCAGUACUUUCAUUACCUAAUAAACCUUCCCUCUUCUCGUCAUUCCAAUCUUUCCUCCCUCUCCACACACACCAUCUCCUCGUUCCCCUCCACGAGCAUCAGUCAGCUGGGCGGCAAUCAGCUCACCGGCUCCAUCCCUGCUUCCUUCUCCAACCUCGUCAACCUGCAAGGCUUGUGCGUUGCUCCUCCUCCCUCUGCUCCUCACCUCUCUGUGCCUCCCCUCUCUGCAUCACUCCCUAUUCAGCAACGGGAUAAUGAAACACUUUUGCGUUGCCUCCCUUACAACUCCCUCACCCCCUUACUCUUUCUCACCCUUCCCAUCCCUCGACAUCCUUCCCCACCUUCUCCUCCCCCGCGCCCUACCUGA
Messenger RNA from Closterium sp. Naga37s-1, 5271 nucleotides. The record is from the annotation of a GenBank genome assembly. Lineage: Eukaryota; Viridiplantae; Streptophyta; Zygnematophyceae; Desmidiales; Closteriaceae.